Messenger RNA from Cynocephalus volans (Philippine flying lemur), 627 nucleotides. RefSeq names its product major histocompatibility complex class I-related gene protein-like. Gene Ontology annotation, biological process: positive regulation of T cell mediated cytotoxicity; antigen processing and presentation of endogenous peptide antigen via MHC class Ib; antigen processing and presentation of endogenous peptide antigen via MHC class I via ER pathway, TAP-independent. The annotation marks the transcript as partial. Lineage: Eukaryota; Metazoa; Chordata; Mammalia; Dermoptera; Cynocephalidae. The transcript is spliced from 2 exons. The record is from RefSeq and is a predicted model, not a curated record. Gene Ontology annotation, cellular component: external side of plasma membrane.
UGGAUCGUCUGUGCCGCUAAACACCUGCCUCCUUCUCUGAGGUAUUUUCGCCUGGGCGUGUCAGACCCUGGUCAUGGGGUCCCUGAAUUUGUUUCAGUUGGGUACGUGGACUCUCACCCUAUCACCACGUAUGACAGUGUCACUCGGCAGAAGCAGCCACGGGCACCAUGGAUGGCGGAGAAGCUGGCGCCUGACCACUGGGACAGGUACACGCAGCUGCUGAGGGGCUGGCAGCAGACAUUCCAGGUGGAGCUGAGGCACCUGCAGCAGCGCUACAAUCACUCAGGGUUUCACACUUACCAGAGGAUGAUUGGCUGUGAGCUGCUGGAGGACGGAAGCACCACGGGGUUUCUCCAGUAUGCAUAUGAUGGACAGGAUUUCAUUAUCUUCAACAAAGACACCCUCUCCUGGAUGGCUGUGGAUCAUGUGGCCCACAUCACCAAGCAGGCAUGGGAGGCCAAACCGCAUGAAUUACAAUACCAAAAGAACUGGCUAGAAAAAGAAUGUAUUGCCUGGCUAAAGAGAUUCCUGGAGUACGGGAAGGAUACACUGCAGAGGACAGGUAAAGAGAAAACACCUUGUUCCUGCAGCCCCAGAACAACUGGUGUUACACGUCACUUCCUCUGA